Messenger RNA from Xyrichtys novacula (pearly razorfish), 4598 nucleotides. The record is from the annotation of a GenBank genome assembly. NCBI's taxonomy places the organism in Eukaryota, Metazoa, Chordata, Actinopteri, Labriformes, Labridae.
AUGUCAAGACGACUUUGUGCACGCAGAACAGAGGGUGUGGAUAAAAACAUUUGGUGAGUGACAUGACGAGUGGACCUUUGACGCCUGAGCUCUGCAAUGGUUUAUAAGCUGUAAAGAGGAUGGGACAGUUCAGUUAGUGUCAGAGGUUUUCAAUGGAGCAUAAGGAACAACAUUAAUCGUGUCAUUUUUUUUCCCUGGAUUUGAACCCAGAGCUAUUUCACUUCAGCUUAGACUACAGUGUGACCCAUCUUCAUUUACAACUACAGUAAUGUACUGAUAUGUAUGGGCCUACUUACUCAGGCUGGUUAUGGUGAUUUAAAAGCAUGGUCUAAGUCCAGAUCAUUCCAUCUCUGCAUUCAAAGAAAAUUUAAUGGGACAAGUUUAAUUGUAUAAUUGCAAAAAACUUGAUAUUUGCACACCAAAAAGUGUGUCCAUUUUCAAAAGAAGUACUGUACCAUACACUCAGAUAUUUAUACCAGAGUCUUUCUUUUUCACUUUAUUAUGUAGUUUUUAUUGACUUGUGAUAUUCUAGCGCUGAAGUAUUUAUAUGUAAAACUAUUUUAAUCAUAUAUUUUUAAUUGGAUUAUAAAAAGUACAAAGAACAUAUUGUUCAAAGGUGAGAAGUGUUAUAGUAAAAUGUGUCCAUGAUAUUGUGGAUUAAAUAUGCUCAUACCUGAAGUAAAUCUUUCACUCCAGAAAACAAAAGCUUAUACUAUCAGCAUUGCCGAGUCUGAGCUGUUUUUCAUCUGCAGGGUUGAAUUCACGAAGCUUGCAGCUGACUAUAAUGCAGUUAAUCUGGGACAGGGAUUUCCUGACUUCCCCCCUCCAAAGUUUGUGCAGGAUGCUUUCUGUGAGGCUCUGAGAGGAGGACCCAUGAUGCACCAGUACACCAGAGCUUUUGUGAGUGGGCUGAAAUGAUUCAGUUUGAGUUUGUCCGUUUCUUAUAAUAUCAAGCCUCUUGUGUUUCUUGUCUUUUUGUCUGUCAGGGCCACCCCCGUCUAGUGGAAACUCUGUCCAGAUUCUUCAGCAGGAUUGUUGGGCAUGAGAUUGAUCCAUUAGAGGAAAUCCUGGUCACAGUUGGAGCGUAUCAGGCACUUUUUAGUGCGUUUCAAGCUCUGGUUGAUGAAGGAGAUGAGGUAAGAAAGCUAACUAAACCCUUUCUGGUUUAUAAUGGAGGGGUCUCUAAAAAAUGAUAAUGAUUUAGUUUUAACAUCUGUACUGCCUUCCUUUUGUUCUGGUUGGUUUAUCUCUUUUUAAAAAAUGUGCUUUUAUUUUGAAGUUAAGUUAUUUCUGGUGGCCUGUAAAUUAAGGGACUAAAAGGAAAAGAAUGGUUAAAUAAAAUAAUGUAAUACUGUCAAAGUUAAUGUCAGAUAACUUCUGAUGUAGUAGGGGCACAAGCACUAAAACUCUUUGGAUGGAUCACCUGUUAUUACCCCAAUGGAUUACUUUGUAGUUAUUAUAACCGUCACAACUUAAAACAAUAUCCACAAAAGACAUGCUAAACAGUCAGAAACUACCAGUCAUUAAUACACUUUAAGGUAUAAAAUUAGGCCAAUGUUGAAAACUGCAGAAUCUCCCUUUAAAGUUAACCUGUAAUUUAAAACAAAGACAAACAAAAUGACGCAAAUUUGUUUUUCAGGUUAUAAUUGUCGAGCCGUUCUUUGACUGUUACCAGCCAAUGGUGAGGAUGGCUGGAGGGAAGGCAGUGUAUGUACCUCUGAGACCUGUGAGUGGUUAACAUGCCUUAACAAAAUCAUCCAGAGCAUCUUCAAACAAUUUUAACUAUUAAAGUUGCAACUUUUUUCUUUUUUUUCCCAAUAUUUACAGAAGGCUGCUGGUGGUGGUGCCGUCCUGUCCAGUGGAGACUGGGUUCUGAAUCCUGAGGAGCUGAGGAGUAAAAUCACCCCACGCACAAAAGCCAUAGUUAUCAACACUCCCAACAACCCCUUAGGAAAGGUAAAGACAGUUCAAAGUGUGUUGUAUUUAAGUGUUUAUUACCAUUGUGUUGGACCCAGUUUUAAUCUCUUUCUGAUGCAGGUGUAUAAGAUUGAGGAGCUCCAAAUGAUCGCUGAUCUCUGCAUCAAACAUGAUAUGCUGUGUGUCAGUGACGAAGUGUACGAGUGGCUGACUUAUGAUGGAGCCAAGCAUGUCAAGAUAGGUGAGACACAGUCAGAGGAAUACACUAAGUACAGGGCUGCGUUACUAAUACAUAAAUCAAUUCUGCGUAUCCACAGCCAGUCUUCCUGGGAUGCGGGAGCGAACUAUCACUGUUGGCAGUGCAGGGAAGACUUUUAGUGCGACUGGCUGGAAGGUAAAUACACAUUCAAACUGAGAGUUCAGGUUAAUUGAGUUUUUCUGACUGAACCAUAUUUGUGUCUUUACUGUUCCAGGUCGGCUGGGCCAUGGGAUCAGGGAAACUCAUCAAGCGUCUAAAAGCCAUGCAUCAAAUGUCUGUGUUUGACUGUGCCACUGCUGCUCAGGUUCAAACAUCAUUUGAUUGAUAAAAGACAGAGAUGUUGCAGUGAAACUUGAUCUUGCCAGAAUUUCACGGAGCAGGACUAAAAGGAAAGAUCUAUCACUGCUGCUUCAGCUUUGAGACUUGAUUACAGAGCACAAUCAUCUGCCUGCUGCUUCUUUACUGAAUUAGCUUUCUCCAGAUCUGUGAGAGCAAAAUCAGAUAUCUUAGAGGACGCUUUGGUACAGGAGCACAGAGGGAAACUCUCACUAACGAAGAAGUUUUCUCAAGCUUUUAACCAAGAUCCAGAGCAUGGACAGAUACUGGAUGUCAAGCUGAUUAGUAAAAGAAGAAAUGUCGAGAUUUAUCUUCUGUUAAAAAUUCUGUAAAAGCAUGAACAACACAAGUGGAGCCAAAAACCCUUAGAGCUCCCCCUGGUGGCAGGCUGUAGUAAAAGCCCUGAUUUAUCAAACCCAACCCAACUAUCAUUUCAGUCAAUGUUAGCUUGAUAAAUCACAACUACACAUUCAUCCAAAAAAUUGCAACACCAGACUUUCAGAAAAAGCAACCCCCCAAAAGGAAACAAAUUAUUGAGGCCCCAAAAAAUCAUGCGUUAUUGAUACAAAUAAAAGUUUAUUUAGAGGAAAGGCGAAAACAGUUUUUUGAAGAGAAAGACUGAAUUGAAUACUGAUAAAGCAACAUUCAAAGUAGAAAAAGUGGCUUUCAGUACUCUCUGGUAGACACUCUAUGCAGCUACAUUUUAUACAAUAAAUAUUAAAACAAUGGUCUGCACAGGUACAUGUCAGUUGAAAGGCUAAUCUAUGCACAGUAAGAAAAGAUUAUAAUAGCUAUGAAGAUCAUUAGGAUAAAAGGUUAUUUUUGUAUUAACACAGAGAAAACUGUCAUCAUAUUGUUAUAUACUCCAUACAGAAAUCAACUGAUAAACAGAAACUUAACAUUAUAGUUUUUACAUCGGUUUCAUGGAUGAAGUGCUUCACUCUUUGUUCACGUUAUCCUCCACUUCUUCUCUAACCAGGAAGCAGUCGCUCAGGGAUUUGAGAGAGAGUACGAGGUGUUUGGGACUCCAGAGAGUUACUUCCUGCAGCUUCCUGCGAUGCUGUACCACAAAAGGAACAAGCUGGCUGCAUGUCUGCAGAGCGUGGGUCUGCAGCCCAUCGUGCCGGAGGGGGGAUACUUUAUAAUCGCAGAUAUCUCCUCUAUCAGUGAGUGUCAUGAGGAUUAAACUCGACAGUAUCAAGUCUCCUCAUCUUGACAGGCUUGCACUGCAAUUAAAACACAGAAGAAGCAUCCUUUGUAGAUGCGGAUAAAGUGACUAAAUAAAGCAAGACAUGAGUGCAAAAGCUCUUCGCAGAUAUGCAUUUGAACUAUUAAUAUCAUGUUAACUACCUGUUUUUACAGAAGUGGACUCCAGAGACUUGAGCACUGAGGAUGAACCCUACGACUUCAAAUUUGUUAAAUGGCUGAUCAAAGAAAAGGUGUUUUCUUUUUUGAAUAUUGAUAUCCUUGUUGAAGGAAAAAAAAAAUUCUUUCUGAACUACAGCAUAGGUUUCUAAUUGUGUAUACUCAAAGGUCCCGUAUUAAGAAUAAUAUAUUGCUAUUUUUUCUGGUUUCUUACACAAUACAUUGACUUCUCUCCGACAGGGUUUAGCGACAAUCCCCGUCUCUGCUUUCUACAGUCCAGGGCACAGCAAGGAGUUUGACAAAUACAUCCGAUUCUGUUUUGUCAAAGUAAGCCAAUGCAAUUUCAAUCAUUUGAUUGAGGAUGUCCCUCUUUCUGUGUGCUGCUCUCCAUCAUUCCCUCUGACCCUCACUUGCUUUCUCUGUCUCACAGGAGGACUCCACUCUGGAUGCAGCAGAAGACAUCUUGAGAAAUUUCAUACAGUAAAACAACCCUCAGAUUAUUGCACCAAGUUAUGCAUUAACCUGUCCACAUCUUGCUCAUCAGGUUAUAAAAUCCAGGCUUUAGAAAUAAAAUUCUGCAAUUUUUUUUCAGCCUGAGUUUUAAGCAGAGAAUUAUACUGUACAUACACCUUUUCUUUCUUUUUCUUGUAUUGUUUUCCAUGACUAGAGCUUUAUUUUAAAAAGGUUUAGUCAAUUUCAAUAAAUUUACAACCUCAAUCAG